Hippopotamus amphibius kiboko is the source of this 8067-nucleotide messenger RNA. RefSeq names its product OTU deubiquitinase 4 (gene OTUD4). The transcript has 22 exons. The record is from RefSeq and is a predicted model, not a curated record. Lineage: Eukaryota; Metazoa; Chordata; Mammalia; Artiodactyla; Hippopotamidae. Gene Ontology annotation, biological process: negative regulation of toll-like receptor signaling pathway; regulation of protein K48-linked deubiquitination; negative regulation of interleukin-1-mediated signaling pathway. Gene Ontology annotation, molecular function: cysteine-type deubiquitinase activity; K63-linked deubiquitinase activity. The coding region runs from base 1145 to 4276 and encodes 1043 amino acids.
CCGCGAGGAUGCGACGCCCAUGGACGCCUAUCUGCGGAAACUGGGCUUGUAUCGGAAACUGGUCGCCAAGGACGGGUCGUGCCUGUUCCGGGCCGUGGCGGAGCAGACUUUGGAACGUGGGGUAGCCAAGCCCGCCGAUGUCCACCUGAAUCAGGAGGAGGAAAAUGUGCAGUUCGGGAAAGCCAGACUUUAGGAAAUGUAGAAUGUUCGCAAAGAAUUGUCUUUGAGUAGUUUCCACACAUUUUUAAUGCUCUGCAUGGCAGUGUAGGUGUACUAAAAAUAAUUGACUUAAAAAAAGUCUCUUUUGGAGUUGGUCGUAGGAAAGAAGGGUAUACCUGGGAUUCUUUAGGCGCUUGGCGGAAUUUUUCCCACUUAACGGUCAAAAUCACUUUAUAACACAGUUUUCCGGAGGAUGUUUCUGAUUUUUUUUUUUUUUGGUAAGAGAGCUUAUUCUGUGUUAUAUAACACUAGUUGGUAGAUAUGCGGUCAUCUUAUAUUGAAAAAUAGCUGUUGAAAUAGUUGGACAAAAGUUUCACAUUACUGCCCUGGUGUGUAUUUCCUACAGUUCACAGUUUGCUUUCCUUUGGCCUUAGAUCCACCCCUCCCGUUUCUUCCCCUCUGGAGUUUUUCUGUUUCUCUCACCUUUUUCGAAUGCUAAGUAGCUUUCAAAAUUUCUAUUUGUGAGUAAAUGUUUUAUUUAACAUCUAUAGACCAAGUCUGUUAUUUUUUUCAGUGUCCAAAGGCCAGCCAUUUAUUUUCCAAAGGCCCUCCUUUUCACAUCAGUAGCAUGACAUCUUUUUUUGUUUAAACAAGAAAUUGAUUUAGCUGGUCCGAACCUUUGCAUUUUGUUGCAGGCAUUGUCAUUCAAAUAUUCUUCACAAAGCUUCCCAAAUCAAGCUCUUUUUCAGUUCAAUCGAUUUCUCUUAUUUUUAGAAUUUUAGAAUGUUCUGAUGUUGCUUUGGAAUAUGUUCACACAAACACCCCAGUCUUUACUAUUAGUAGGUAAACAGUCUGUCCCGUUCAAGAGUUUUCUGGAUCUCCAUCUGUCCUGCUUCCUCUGCCUCAGCCUCCCUGGACUCCUCAGCACCUCCAGAAACAGAAGGAAGAGGUGCUGCACUCUCAGUCUCGUCAUGUUGAAGUCAGAAUGGCCUGCAUUCAUUAUCUGCGAGAGAACCGAGAGAAGUUUGAAGCGUUUAUAGAAGGGUCAUUUGAAGAAUAUUUAAAACGUUUGGAAAAUCCACAGGAAUGGGUCGGACAAGUGGAAAUAAGUGCCCUUUCUCUUAUGUACAGGAAAGAUUUUAUAAUUUACCGGGAACCAAAUGUUUCUCCUUCACAAGUAACUGAAAAUAAUUUUCCUGAAAAGGUAUUACUUUGUUUUUCAAAUGGAAAUCAUUAUGAUAUUGUCUAUCCCAUAAAGUAUAAAGAGAGCUCUGCUGUGUGUCAGUCUCUACUUUAUGAAUUGCUGUAUGAGAAGGUAUUUAAAACUGAUGUUAGUAAAAUCUUGAUGGGACUAGACACCUCUGAAGUAGCUGAUGAAAACAGCAGUGAAAUAUCAGAUUCAGAGGAUGACAGUUGCAAGAGUAAAACUACCACUGUUAAUGAUGUGAAUGGAUUUAAAUCUUUGUCAAGUGAUCAGCAUCCGAAAAGCAAUGGGAACUCUCCUAGCCUUCCUUUGUCUAGAAAGGUUCUUAAGUCACUCAAUCCAGCAGUCUACAGAAAUGUGGAAUAUGAAAUUUGGCUGAAGUCUAAACAAGCUCAACAGAAACAUGAUUACUCUAUUGCUGCUGGCUUACAGUAUGAAGUUGGAGAUAAAUGCCACGUUAGGUUGGAUCACAGUGGAAAAUUUUCUAAUGCAGACUUUCAAGGGGUUCACUCUGAGAACGGGCCAGUUUUGGUCGAAGAACUUGGAAAGAAACACUCACUGAAGAACCUCAAACCGCCUCCCUCAGAAAGCUGGAACACGGUGUCAGGGAAGAAGAUGAAAAAACCUCCCUCCGGACAGAAUUUCCAUUCUGACAUGGAUUACAGAGGGCCAAAGAACCCAAGCAAGCCAAUAAAAGCCCCGGCAGCACUACCUCCUCGACUCCAGCAUCCUUCAGCAGUGAGACAGCAUGCAUUCUCCAGUCAUUCUGCAGCAUCGCAGUCUCAGAAACCCUCCAGCGAGCACAAAAAUCUUAGCAGGACACCCUCACAGAUCAUAAGAAAACCUGAUCGUGAGAGAGCUGAGGAUUUUGAUGCCACGACUCGAGAAUCUAAUUAUUUUGGCCUCUCUCCAGAAGAGCGCAGAGAGAAGCAAGCUAUAGAAGAAUCUCGUUUACUCUAUGAGAUUCAGAACAGAGAUGAACAGGCUUUCCCAGCCCUUUCUAGCUCAUCAAUCAGCCAGUCAGCUUCUCAGAGCAGCAAUCCAGGCGUCCAGAGAAAAUCAUCACAUGGAAGCGAAAGAAAAGGAAGCAGGCGGAGAAUGGACACCGAAGAACGAAAAGAUAAAGACUCUGUCCAUGGACAUAUUCUGUUGGAUAAAAAACCCGAGCCAGGCACAUUGGAGAACAUUAGCAGUGAUAAGUGUGCAAGGAUUUUAUCACCAUCAAAGUCAAAGAAAUUAGAGUGCCCACCUCCUACAGAACAAAAGCCAGCAGAACAUGUGUCUCUGUCAAAUCCAGCUCCCCUUCUAGUGUCUCCAGAGGUACAUCUAACUCCUGCGGUGCCUUCUUUACCAGCCACUGUGCCAGCCUGGCCAAGUGAACCUACAACUUUUGGACCAACAGGUGUCCCUGCUCCAAUACCUGUUUUGUCAGUGACACAAACUCUGACCACUGGACCUGAUUCUGCUGUGUCCCAAGCUCAUUUAACACCCUCUCCAGUUCCUGUGUCAAUACAGGCUGUUAGCCAGCCCUUGAUGCCUUUGCCUCAGACAUUGAGCCUUUACCAAGACCCACUCUAUCCUGGGUUUCCUUGUAACGAAAAGGGAGAUCGAGCCAUUGCACCACCUUAUUCACUGUGUCACACUGGGGAGGACCUGCCUAAAGAUAAGAACAUUCUUCGAUUCUUCUUCAAUCUGGGUGUAAAGGCAUAUAGUUGUCCUAUGUGGGCCCCACAUUCUUACCUGUACCCUCUGCACCAGGCCUACCUGGCAGCCUGCAGGAUGUACCCAAAGGUCCCUGUCCCUAUGUAUCCUCAAAAUCCUUGGUUCCAAGAAGCUCCUUCUGCUCAGAAUGAAAGUGAUUGUACCUGUCCGGAUGCACACUUCCCCAUGCAGCCUGAGGCCAGUGUUAAUGGUCAGAUGCCGCAGACAGAGAUUGGACCGACGUUUUCUUCACCCCUGGUUAUCCCUCCAUCUCAGGUGUCUGAAAGUCAUGGACAGUUGUCUUAUCAGGCAGACCUGGAAUCUGAAAACUCUGGGCAGCUUCUUCAUGCUGAAUAUGAAGAGUCUCUGAGCGGCAAGAACAUGUUCCCGCAGCCGUCCUUUGGACCGAACCCAUUCUUAGGCCCAGUUCCCAUCGCACCUCCUUUCUUUCCUCACGUUUGGUAUGGGUACCCUUUUCAGGGAUUCAUAGAAAAUCCAGUAAUGAGGCAGAAUAUUGUUCUGCCCUCUGAUGAGAAAGGAGAAUUGGAUCUGCCCCUGGAAAAUCUGGAUCUUUCUAAAGAAUGUGCUUCAGUUUCAGCAGCAGAUGAGUUUCCUGAGGCCGGAGGGGAAGACACCCAUCCUCUCCCUGAAGCCAGUGUGAGCAAGCACGAAGCCCGGGCGGAACAGUCUUCCCAGACACCUAAGGCAGACGUGGUGCUGGCUCCUGUCCCUCCUGUAGCAGAGGGAAAGGCUCAUCUUUCCACUCAGAUUCUAAACAGAGAGAGAGAAACUGUGCCUAUUGAACUCGAGCCUAAAAGGACCAUUCCAAGUCUGAAAGAAAAGCCAGAAAAAGUGAAAGAUCCUAAGACUGCUGCUGAUGUGGUCAGUGGGGCCAACUCUGUGGAUCACAGAGUGCAGAGACCAAAAGAGGAGAGUUCAGAGGAUGAAAAUGAAGUGUCUAAUAUUCUGCGAAGUGGUAGAUCCAAGCAGUUCUAUAAUCAAACUUACGGAGGCAGGAAGUACAAAAGCGACUGGGGCUAUUCUGGGAGGGGAGGCUACCCACAUACGAGAGGGGAGGAGUCCUGGAAGGGGCAGCCAAGCAGAAGCCGAGACGAAGGUUAUCAGUACCAUCGGAAUGUCAGAGGACGGCCGUACAGGGGGGAUAGGAGGAGGUCAGGGAUGGGAGAUGGCCAUAGGGGACAACACACUUGAUGGUAUUGCUGCGGUGUUUUAGAGCAGAGGCCCUUUCUUAGGUGGAAUAUUUCUGAAGGCUUUAAAAAAUAUAUUAAAAUAAAAACCCAAAUUGGAACUCUCUCCUCCCCUCCCCCUUUACCCUCACUCUAAUUCUGGACAAGAGAUUUUGGAUAUGCGUUUAAGGGGGCGGGUGAAUUCCUGGUGUUGCCAUUUGUCUUCGUUCAAAAUCUGUCUAUUUAUCGGGUGACUGCCCCCAUAAAAAGUAGGAAAUAAGUUUGUUAAAGUAUUUUUUAUAAACAGCUUAAUAUAAAACAUUAUAGAUUUAGUGUUUGAUUUUUUUUUCCUUAUGUAAGUUUAAUUUCAAAUGUUGGAAAUGUGUGCUUUAUAGUGUUUACUAAAGUGACAAAAUACACCAUUUGACACACUAUAGAUUCCAAAACAUAACAUUGCACCAAAUAGAAAUGUAUAUUUUAUUAUGCAAUGCCUUAGUCGUAAACUGGGCUCAAACAAUUCUUAGCCUAAAACACUGUUGUCUUUUGAAAUGCUUCCAACCCAAAGGCCUUUUCAUCUCAAUAUCUGUCAAACUUGAAUAAUGUCUUCUCUUUAAUAUUACACAUAAGGCAGCCUAUUAACCUGUGUCUUAGAAAUGUUGUAUAUAGUUCUUUUAAUAUUCAUAGGGUAUAUUUUUGAAUUUUGGUGAGUAUUUGUUGAACUUGAGAUUGCAUACAAGAAUAGAUGUCUAAGAAAUAAUAGGAAAUCUAAUGAAAUGGCUGUUCCCACCAAGAAUUCUUAGCACUGGUGUAAAUAUCAUGGUGCCUACUCGAAAGAAAUGUAGAUGCUAUGCAUUUUGAAAAUAAUCUGCAUCUGUUAAAACUGCAGAAGUUUUUUAAUGCCACUUUAACACUAAUGCACUGACAGAUUUAAAUAUUUUGUGAGAAGAAAUGUUAAAAAUUUUUAGCUUGACAGGUUUCUAUAGAGUUACUGUUUCAUUUUCCUCUUUGCACCAUCAGUUAUGCGUACCACUUUACAUUUGCAUGUUCAAUUUGUCACGGCUGGAACUAUUGUACAAAAAGGAUGAUUGUGACUUUGAGUUCUUUCCUAGAGGAUGCUGCUAGACAAUGAAUUUGCUUUGCAUUUUAUAGACCCCUUCGGUAACGUCUUUGAUCCUGCUUCCUUCCUUCCAGUCUCUGCAGUAUUCACUAGACGUGCCCCUUGCAUGUUGCACUCUGUUCCCAUUUGGAGAUUUGAUUCUCUGAAUUAACACAGUGUUCAUUCAUCUGUGUUACUAUGUAAAAAUAAGUGUAGCUUAUAUUUCUUAUUUGUACAUACCAAUGUGAAAUUCUACCCUUUUUUGUUUUCCUUUGAUCAGGAAGUUUAAGUGCUAUGCAAAUAAUGUAGUAAUUUCUCUUUGCAUGCCAUGUGUAAUAUACCUAGCCAAAAGUAGAUUUUUUUUUUUUUAAGCAAUUACUUUAAAAGCAAAUACAAUUCACUUGAAUUUGACAAACUGAAGCAGAUGAGUUUUCUGGGUUCUCUGAUAACCUACGGGAAUGUUUGGAUGCCAGCUAGGCUCAGUGAAUCUCCACUGUACUGUAAUAAUGGUUGUUUACCUCUGUGUUGUUUUAAUUACCUGAUGUCUGUGUAACUGCUGAUUUGAGUAGUGACUAGUGUGUAGAUGAUUUGUAACAUAGGAUUUUAGAGAGCACUUUGAAAGAUAACAUUUUAUUAUGAUGGUGCUAGGUAAAAAUUUGUGAAGACUGGGAUGGUUGUGUGGAAAAGAAAAAAAUUCUUGAGAGAACCCGUUGAAAGGAAUUUCUGUUGUCACCUUCUAAGCUAGAACAGCUGGGGAAGGUACUGCUUAAGCAUUUUUUUUCUUAAAGUCAGCAGUUGUUAUGGAAUAAGAUGAGAGGGUCCUCCGCUUUCAGCUCAUGCUUUUAUAUGUAGGAUUAGCUUCCCUGAUAAUUUUAAUGAAAAUUACAUUAGAUAUAAUGACCAGACUUAAAAGUUCAGUGUAAGUUUGAUCUCAGGAGUCCAAAAGAAAUCACUAUUUCCUGUGUCCUUUGUUUUAUUGACUGGGAUUUGAUUGUCUCAGUUUCUUCUGGAAAUGUUUAAAAAUUGGAUAGGAAAAAUUACUGUUUAUUUCUUCACUAUCACUCUGUCUUACCUCAGUCGAGUAACAGAAUACUCUGUAGUUCCUGAAGGAAGUGCUGAUUUGCUUUCUGUUUCCUGUACUUACCUCCAGGACAUGAUGGAAACAGUGCUGAAAGAGAACUUUAGCAGUUGGUACUUUACUCAGUGACCUCUGGAAUAAGAAUAAAAACUCUUGACUUUUGAUUAUUAGUUUUUUUAAAAUUAAUCUGUCUUUACAUGAAGGUCAGUUUUGUUUUUUUCCUUUAGGUUCGUUUUCAAUGUAUUAGUCCAGGGGUUUUGCCUUAUGCUGAGGUCAAACUAGGGCCAAGCAAGCUUUUGUCCUCCUUCAUUUUAACUGAGUCAUAUGGUAUGUUGACGUGAGAUAAAAUGUUUCAGAGAAAAGCAAAAGCUUAGAAGUGAGAGUCAUUUGUAUUUUUGAGUGGGAAAUUAUGGAACUUAGUCUAUUAUGAUCAUAUACAUUUUGAAGAACAAAUAUUUAGAAUGACCAAAGCUCACCUGUUCUUUACAUUUUGGUGGCUUUUGCUAAACUUGAUUCUAGCCCCUUUCCUUUAGUAUUGUGUAUAUUUCUCUUCAUUUCCGCUCAGAUAAAUCUUCAGUUCUUGCUCCUCGUAUCUGUUGGCGGCAGGUUGCUAGCAUCUGUGUUGUCCUUGUCCUGUUUCCUGGUAAUAACCUGUAUGUUCAUUUUCAUGGCUGACCUAAGCUCAGACCCUGCCUUGGCCUGGCAGGUGUAGUUUUUCCCUACUGAUACAUUAUCAUAUUUGAUGCAAACUAUAUAUCCUUUCAUUUCAUUGUGUUUCCUUUGUGACUCAAGGUUGAAUAAUGCCUGUGAACUGCAAACUUGCUUAUGAUUGACUUGGUGCAAUAAAUUUCCUUUCUAACCAUUUCUGGUUUAGAAAACAUUCAGCCAUCCUAGAAACUAGCAAUAUUUAUUUAUGCCUCAUUUAUUUUACCUUAGUCUUUCACUUGUGGGUACUAAGCAAGGUCCAUUUUAGUGUAGCUGAAGAGAAUGCAAAUCUGGCUACACUAUUUCUGUUUACUGUAUUUUGCUUCCUAUUUAAUGUCUAAAUGCUAUUGUGUUGUUUCAAAUCUUAAUAAUGGCUCAGUUCCAGUAUGUCAAUUUCAGAGAACUAAGGUUUUGCUAGUAGUGUCAGCCACUUACUCUCCCACUAAUUGGGAUUUCCCACUAAUUUAGGUUUUCUUCUCCCUUGAAAUACAAAUUUUAGAAGAUCCUACAAGAGGGGUGGGUGCAUGUCUUAAUGCUGGGAAACAGCAACUUUGGGGUUGAAUUUACUUGAAUGGAUUAAAAAUUGCAUUGUUACAGAGCUAGAAAAAAAUUUAUGAAAAAUGAUAAUAGCCUUACACUGAGUACAAAUAAUACUUAAAGCAUGUGAAGAUGUGAUCAUUUGUGAUGUUACUUGUAAAAAAAGUAUAUCUACAUCUUUUGAAGUGUUGAAAGGAAAAUAGUACUUUAUAUUCUGUAUCAUAUCACUUUUUGUAAGUGUUGAAUAUAUUCCUGUUUAUUUUUCUAUGUUCUGUUUUGUAGCCUUAAGAAGUGUUUCAAACAUAUCUGAAUGUAUAAAAUAAGAGUAAAUGCCCUACAUGGUGUGAUGCUGCAUUAUAUAUAAAACUGUGUGCAUAUAUUAAAUUUUGUCUCGAUUCUG